Molecule: messenger RNA, 735 nt
Organism: Cryphonectria parasitica EP155
Lineage: Eukaryota; Fungi; Ascomycota; Sordariomycetes; Diaporthales; Cryphonectriaceae
Exons: 2
Biological process (GO): Golgi vesicle transport
Cellular component (GO): membrane
Source: RefSeq, a predicted model, not a curated record
AUGUCCUCAACAAACGAGGAGGACCCCUUCCUCCAGGUCCAGCAAGAUGUCCUCACUCAGAUGGACGCAACCCGCCCCCUCUUCACAUCCUACCUUCGCAUUCGCUCUCUCACCACCGCCCAGACCUCCCCAGAGCUCACCUCGGCGCGGACAGACCUCGAGUCCGCCCUGGCCGCGCUCGCCGAGGACCUCGCCGACCUCGUCGCCUCCGUGCAGGCCGCCGAGGCCAACCCGGCGCAGUUCGGUCUCUCGACGCAUGAAGUCUCGCGCCGGAAGCGGCUGGUUCAGGAGGUUGGCGGGGAGGUUGAGGAUAUGCAGGACGAGCUGGCUAAGGGUGGCAGCGGCAGCGGGGCUGCCAGCGGUAGGCGCAAGGGUGGUGGUGGUGGUGCUGGGGCCAACUCCGAUCUGCCCGACCCGAGCGCGUUCGCCGUUGGGGACGGGGAUGGCCACGACGAAGAGGACUACGCAGCUGAGUUCGAGCAGCAGCAGCAGCAAAUGAUGAUGCGGGAACAGGAUGUCCAUUUGGACGGGGUAUACCAGACGGUGGACACGCUGCGUAGGCAGGCGGGAGACAUGGGCCGGGAGCUGGAGGAGCAGCGGGAGAUCCUCGAGACCACAGACAGGCUGGCCGACCGUGUGGGCGGGCGGCUGCAGACGGGCAUGGACAAGCUCAAGUACGUGGUGAAGCACAACGAGGACCGCCUGAGUAGCUGGUGCAUUGGCCUGCUGAUACUG